AUGAUUACAUACAUUUUCAUUUGUGCAUUAUUAUCACCUACCAUUAUGAGUUCUUCUAAAUUUAAUACAGUUGGAUUAUUAUAUCCUAACGUUUCAAAACCAGAAGGCACAAAAAUCUACCAAAGUAUUUCAUCUGACAAAGGUUAUGUGAUAAAAACAAUAACCAGUGCACCACUAUAUCGAAUUGUUAGUUAUUUCACUAAUCGCACGGAAGAAAGUGAAGCAAAAGUACAUGACUUACAAAUUCCUUACUCAAUGUAUUAUACACAUAUAUAUCUUGCUUGGAAAUCUGCUGAUCAAUUGUUAUCCUCUAUAACUCUACAAUCCGAUAAUUCAGAAAGUAAAUUGAAUGGUGCUAAUUUAGUUUUAUCAACCUCUAAACUAGGUGAUAUGUAUGCACCUGGUAUGAUAACAUCAGUUCUUGACUUUGUUACAAAAUGUUAUGAAUGGGCUAAACCAAAUAAUCGACGAAUACCAUCUAGUUCAGCAUAUGUAUCAACACUUAGAGUUGCAUCAAAAGAUGAAAUUAAUCGAGCAUUAAUUAAAUAUACAGUAGAACAAUUUUUAAGAGCAACAACUUAUGGGUCAUAUCAUUUUGUUUGGGAAACGAAUUCAAAAAUGAAAGAAUUUAUGAAAGAAUUAAAUUAUGAACAAAUUACAUGUGGUGGUAAUUAUUCAUUUUAUAAUCCAUGUGAUUGGACAUUGAUGGGUUUAAAACCAGAAAUAGCUAAAGAACAAUGCCUAUAUCGACUUAUUAAUAAUAAAUCCAAUAUUUAUUAA
Schistosoma curassoni is the source of this 780-nucleotide messenger RNA. Lineage: Eukaryota; Metazoa; Platyhelminthes; Trematoda; Strigeidida; Schistosomatidae. The record is from the annotation of a GenBank genome assembly.